Messenger RNA from Symbiodinium pilosum, 678 nucleotides. The record is from the annotation of a GenBank genome assembly. Lineage: Eukaryota; Dinophyceae; Suessiales; Symbiodiniaceae.
AUGCCAGGAAGCGGUGUAGAAUGGGAGAAGCCUUCACUCAUCUUUAUCACAACAGUCAAGAGCGACCAGGUGCAGGGCAACACAGUUGAGUGCACCGUGGAUAUCCGCAGCACAGCGCUUGUGCAGCGGUCGCAGGUCUACUUCAGUGUUCGAGCAAGAUACUUGAGCCUGCCUGGCGAAACAAGCUUCAGUCCGAAGCUGCUUUGGUCAGCUGCACCGGUGCUGAUACCAGAGCUGGUUCCGAUGCUGACUGCACCAUUGGCACUGCCCAGUGCGGAGUUCAUGCCCUCCAACCAGGCAUUGAUCCAAGGAGGAAUGGGGGCAGUGAUGGUGCAGUGGCCAUUUCGACAUCCUGCGAACUUCUGUGGCGUGGAUGAGAGUGGUGAUUGGAUCAAAGGGCCUUACACACCCGGCACGCCUCCUGAUGACUUUCCUCUACCUUUCCGGGUUCAGUUUCGCUGUGUUGACUCCGCUCCAGUUCGCCGCGAUAUGUCUGAGUCUUUGAGGUGGUCUGAAUGGAGGGAGGCGGAGGCGUACGAGUUCGUCAAGCGGCGUCAACCAAACAGACAUCGCUCUCAACGCGCGUCGAUCCGUAGAACCUUGGCCAAGUCAGCAUCAUGCAGCGGCGCUCCCUCCCUAUCUUUUUUGUGGUAUGCUUUGUGUCGAGCUGAGGAUUGA